Molecule: messenger RNA, 563 nt
Organism: Mucor mucedo
Lineage: Eukaryota; Fungi; Mucoromycota; Mucoromycetes; Mucorales; Mucoraceae
Product: cytidine deaminase-like protein
Exons: 4
Coding region: 27-563 (178 amino acids)
Biological process (GO): tRNA wobble adenosine to inosine editing
Cellular component (GO): nucleus; cytoplasm
Molecular function (GO): zinc ion binding; tRNA-specific adenosine-34 deaminase activity
Source: RefSeq, a predicted model, not a curated record
UUUUGACUCAACCAUCUCAAUACACAAUGUCAAAGUAUAAUGCUGCAUUUAUGAGAGAAGCACUUGUUGUAGCGCAAGAUGCGUAUGACCACUCUGAAGUGCCUGUGGGUUGCGUUUUUGUAUUAAACAAUGAGACCAUUAUCGCAAGAGGUCGUAAUAAGCCUAAUGAGAGUUACAAUGCGACACGGCAUGCCGAGUUUGAAGCUAUUGAUGAGAUUUUAAAAGAACAUGAGCGUAGCGUUUUUGAAAAUGUAGAUUUGUAUGUGACGGUGGAACCUUGUGUGAUGUGUGCUUCAGCAUUAAGACAGGUGGGUAUCCGACAUGUGUAUUUUGGAUGUGGGAAUGAGAAAUUUGGUGGUAAUGGAUCUGUUUUUCAUAUCAAUACAGACUCAAGAUUGGAUACGAGUCAAUCCAAAGGGUAUCCUUCCGAAGGUGGGUUCUUUCAUGAAGAAGCAAUUUUAAUGUUGCGUAAAUUUUACAUCCGAGAGAACAAGCAUGCUCCUGUGCCUCGUAAAAAGACAAACCGAGUGUUAAAGACAGAUGUGAUACCCAUGGCGAAAUAA